Messenger RNA from Anoplopoma fimbria (sablefish), 4457 nucleotides. RefSeq names its product ecotropic viral integration site 5b (gene evi5b). The transcript is spliced from 20 exons. Bases 345 to 2813 code for a protein of 822 amino acids. Lineage: Eukaryota; Metazoa; Chordata; Actinopteri; Perciformes; Anoplopomatidae. The record is from RefSeq and is a predicted model, not a curated record.
GAGUCGGGUUUGAGCUGAGUAGGCCGCCGUCCGUCUGAGCUCUGCAGACUCUGUGUACACGUAUUACAGGCUGCAUGGGUGGACCGCAGAGCGAUGGGACCAGCUAGCUAACCAACGCUCACUAGCUCUCAGGUGGAAACACAGCUAUGCUAACUUGUAAACAAAUAGCUCAUGUAUUCGGGUAAAGUGUGUUUGUCUAACAGCAGGACUAUACUCUGGUGCAUGGGAAGCAGACGACGUUUGCUGGUUAAAAACGCUUCAAGGUGGCGACAGACAAGGUUGCUGGUAAGCUGAGUUCUACACUCUCAUGGGUGAAGAACUCGGUGUCCCACACGGUCAGUCAGAUGGCUAGCCAGGUGGCCACGCCCACGUCCCUGCAGACCACCGCCACCUCCUCUUCUACGUCUCUGUCCUCGCCCGGCCUCUCCCCGUCCUCACCGGCGCUGCUCAGUCCUGACGAUGUGGAGCUGCUUGCCAAGCUGGAGGAGCAGAACAGGCUGCUGGAGACAGACAGCAAGUCGCUGCGCUCCAUGAAUGGCUCCAGGCGAAACAGCGGCUCCUCCCUGGUGUCCAGCUCCUCUGCCUCCUCCAACCUCUCCCACCUUGAGGAGGACACAUGGAUCAUGUGGGGAAGAAUCGUCAACGAGUGGGAGGAUGUGCGCAAGAAGAAGGAGAAGCAGCUCAAGGAUCUGGUCAGAAAAGGGAUUCCUCACCACUUUCGGGCAAUAGUUUGGCAGCUGUUGUGCAACGCCCAGAAUAUGCCCAUCAAGGAUCAGUACUCCGAACUCCUGAAGAUGACGUCACCCUGCGAAAAGCUGAUUCGCAGGGACAUCGCACGCACUUAUCCUGAACACGAAUUCUUCAAGGAGAAAGACAGCUUGGGCCAGGAAGUGCUUUUCAAUGUCAUGAAGGCAUAUUCUCUGGUUGACCGUGAGGUCGGCUAUUGUCAAGGGAGUGCAUUCAUUGUAGGACUGCUGCUCAUGCAGAUGCCAGAAGAGGAGGCUUUCUGCGUGUUCGUGAAGUUGAUGCAAGACUACAGAUUACGAGAGCUCUUCAAACCCAGCAUGGCUGAGCUGGGACUCUGCAUGUACCAGUUUGAGUUUAUGAUCCAGGAACAACUCCCGGAGCUGCACAUGCAUUUCCAGGCUCAGAGCUUUCACACGUCCAUGUAUGCCUCCUCCUGGUUCCUCACCAUCUUCCUCACCUCCUUCCCUCUUCCUGUCGCCACAAGGAUCUUUGACAUCUUCAUGUGUGAGGGUCUGGAGAUAGUUUUCCGCGUGGGACUGGCCAUCCUUCAGAUGAACCAGACCGAACUCAUCCAGCUCGACAUGGAGGGAAUGUUACAGCAUUUCCAGAGAGUCAUCCCACACCAGCUGGACAGCGGACCGGAUAAGGUCAUCCAGACCGCUUAUCAAGUUAAAUACAAUGCAAAGAAGAUGAAAAAGUUAGAAAAAGAAUACACUACAAUCAAAACUAAAGAGAUGGAGGAGCAGGUGGAGAUAAAGAGGUUGCGGACAGAGAACCGGCUCCUGAAGCAGAGGAUAGACACACUAGAGAAAGAAAGUGCUUCCUUGGCAGAUAGAUUGAUCCAGGGACAAGUGACUCGGGCCCAGGAGGCAGAGGAGCUGUACCUGGUCAAGCGGGAGCUGGCCACAGUCAAACAGCAGAGCGAGGAGGCCAGUGCUCAGCUGGAGCAGGCCCAGACAACCAUCAGGCAGCUCCAGCCGCAUCAGUCGAAAGCGAAGCGAGCCCCUCGGUACUCUGAGGAGUCCGUCCUGCAGCUGGAGAGAGAGCUGGUCCAGGCCCGGCUGAAGGAGGCGGAGUCUCAGUGCGCUCUCAAGGAGAUGCAAGACAAGAUCCUGGAUGUGGAAAAGAGGAACACGUCACUACCAGAUGACACCAAUGUGGCGCGUCUUCAAGAGGAGCUGAUAGGGGUGAAGCUGAGAGAGGCGGAGGCUCUGACCGGCCUGAAAGAGCUGAGGCAGCAAGUCAGAGACCUGGAAGAGCACUGGCAGCGUCACUUGGCACGUACCGCUGGUCGCUGGAAGGACAGCCCCAGGAAGAAUACCUUGAGCGAGCUGCAGGACGAGCUGAUGAGUGUGAGGCUACGUGAGGCCGAGGCCCAGGCAGAGCUGAGGGAGACACGGCAGAGGAUGCUGGAGCUGGAGACACAGAAUCAGAUUCACAGUAACCAGCUGCGACGGGCGGAGCAGGAGAGCCGCUGUCUCCAGGAGUGUGUGCAAACACUGACGGUGCAAAAUAAAGACCUGCACGGGCAACUGCAAGAGAUCAAGCGGAGACAAGCUGAGAUUGAGUGCAAGAGUAAGGAAGAGGUGAUGGCCGUGAGGUUGCGGGAAGCUGACAACAUUGCUGCAAUGGCUGAACUCCAGCAACAGAUCUCAGAGCUUGAGAUUCAGAAAGAAGAAGGAAAGGUCCAAGGCCAGCUGAACCACACAGACUCCAGCCAGUACAUCCACGACCUCAAAGACCAGAUAGCUGAAUUAAAACACGAGAUUUGCUGCUUGAAAGGACAGAGGGGCUUGGCCAAUCAGCCCUCUUUUGAUGGGAUCCACAUCGUCAAUCACUACGCAGGAGAUGAUGGGUCUUACCAGUCUUCAGAUGAAGACGGAGUCAAGGGCCUGAGGCUCCAGGACGCCCAGCAGAGGAGCAGGGGCCGGAUCAGACUGCGCGCCAACCUCGAGGACACCGACAGUGAGGAGGAGGAGGACGAGGAAGACGAGGAAGACGAGGACGAGGAGUCCCUGCGACUCUCUGUACCUCCGAGCGGCAGCCACAAGUCCACCACCGUGUGACGAACACCCGCUGGCCCCAAAGAGUUAGGACUGAAGCUGUCAGCACUCACUGAGGAAGAGGAGGUGUUCCCAGCAGCCAUUUCAGAGGAGAAGCCUGGAUCUGGAGUUCAGAAUUUUUCAGAAAUGAAAUGCAUCAUCAUUUCACAUCAUGAGAAUCACACUUAUGGAUUUAGUUUGUUUUCUUUACCUCCCUUUUUGUUUUCUUCCUGAGGACAGCAAACUUCGGAGCACCGUUGACAGAAGCAGACCAUCAGUGUGGACCUCAGCAGAGACUUCAAUAAUGUGGAGCGUAUCAGACUCUGCUGGGCCACGAUGAGGACGGGGUGGAGGGGUUAACCUCCUCCUGUAGGUACAACACAGAGAAAGAGACUGUGCAAUAAAUCCUAUUACGUUAUAUUACACACUUCAUCCAACGUGUUUUUAUAUUUUUAAGCAUUUUAUAAAUGAACAUCAAACACGUAUUGAUGCCGUUACUACUACGUGUCCAUCAUGCAGAGGCUGAAUUGUAAAAGCGCUGUGUGUGUGUGUGUGUGUGUGUGUAUAUACAUAUCUAUGUUCUUGAUGAGCUCGGUCAGCGGCCGGUAUCAAAGCCGUUUGUGUCAGCCAGCGCUGGUUUGAGGUUAAUGUUGACUUUUUUGGCCUUAGCACAUGCCGCAUAUGCCUUUCACCGGGGCUAGUGUAUCACAAGGUCAAUGUGACAUCUGCAUACAUGUAGAUAUGUAAAUGUGUAUUAUGUUUGUUUGUUUUUUUCAUUUCCUUUUGAACUUGAAACUAUGUAUCUAUUGCAUAUCUAAUGUUUAGAAUAUAUUGUAAAAUGCAAAAAAAAAAAAAAAAAGGGACAUAAGAGUUUAAUGUGGUAACACAAAUGACAAAUCCUGAUGAGGUCAGUUUCUGUUCAGAGAAAAAAAAGAGCUGUUUUUUUCCAUCAUCAGAAGACUGUUUUUCAGAGCGGUUCAUUUCGAGUGCAGCAAAGGGGGCAGGUUCAUGUUACUGUUGUACUGAUUUCUCUGAAAGCAGCAUGAGUUUAUUUUCAAAAUGAGCCCCGCGAUGAGUCGCUCUAGCUGAUGAGUCAAAGAUGAGUCAAAGAUGAGUAAUGUCUAUCAGAAGAUUUGUGUGAUGCAAAAUAUGCACGGGAAUGGAUGGUGGUCCUAGGGAACUUAAACUGGGAGAUAACACAACAUAGCACACUUUAUAACACAAACUGGGGAAGAAUCAGGAGUCAUCAAGUGUUACCAAAGUAAGCACUGUCUUCUGCAUCGUGCUCGUCCACAGACCAGUUCCACUCCAUUUCUUGCAGCGAGGACCCCGGGAUGCGUAAGACUUUGGAAUUCCUCUGAAUGUCUGUAUGGAACACUAACUCCUGUAUUCAGUGGAGGUGAAUGCACCGGACAUGUCACAGAAAAGAUUCUGACUUUUGAGUUGGUGGUGAUAAUGUCCCCUUUAAUGAACGAGUGUUGUUUGACGGGAGAGGAACACGUUAUGGCACUUUUUGAGUCUGCAGUGCAGUAAGGACACACAUGGCAACACUAUGGAGCAGUUGGCACACUCUGGAGACUAAAUGAGAUUGUUGUGAGUGUGUGUAUGUGUGUGAGAGUGUGUGUGUGUGUGUGUGUGUGUGUGUGAGUUCACAAUAAAAACGUUUGG